AUGAACACGGAGUUCGCGGACCUGUACGGCGUGCGGCCGUCAUAUAGGGCCUUCAACUUCAGCGAGGGCUUCACGGAGGAGUACGUGCGCCGGCGGUGCGUGCAGUGGUACAACCUGGGCGCAUCGGACACCGUGUUCCUGGGGUCGCCCAGCAAAGGGACGAACAGCCUUGGGGAGCCCACAAUCACGGGCGUGGAGGCCCUGAGGGUGGUGUUCGGGACCAAGCCGAAGCAGAGGCUGGCCAGGGAGGGGCUGGCGGAGAUCAGAUGGGACCCCGCGGAGGAGGAGGAGUCCUGUCUGACGUCCACCGACUGCGCGCGGUGCGCGACCGGGAUGCGGACCGUCAGCAACGCCGCCAAGGCGGGGUGCACGCCCUCCGGCGCGCAGAGCCAGAGCUGCUGCGACUUCAUGGCGGCCUUCCGGGCGGCGCCGUGCCUGGUGCCCCAUCUGCAGGCCCUACCCGAGAUCGAGAUCCUGGCCAACCUGGGCUUCCAGGCCUGCCGCCUGCCGCCGCUGGUGCUCGACAAACGCUGCGCGAACAACCUGGCCAUCCGCGGGCAGCACGCGCUGUGCUCGUGCGUGGACAACGCGGGAUCGCGCCCGUGCGCCGCCGCCGCUGCCGCCUUCGUUGAGUCAGGCGGGAACGGGACAAGUGUCGUCUCCAACGGCGCGGGGUGUCCGCCCGCAGCCGAGGAGGGUGUCUGCACCUGUCUUGCGGACAGGCAAUCACCCGAGUGUGCCCAGGCGUGGGCGGAGUUCGGCGAUUCGAAUCCCGGGUCGGCGACGAUUUUGCAGGCGGCCAAUGAGGGGAACGAGACGGCCGCUGCGGAGGUCAGCCGGAUACUGGUGGAGGACGCUGGCUGCCCGGCGGUGUGCGAGUGUCUGUCUGACGUGGACUCACCCCAGUGCGUCGAAGCUGCGGAGGCCUACUCGGAGUCGAAUCCCGAAUUUGGGCCGGCUUUCGAGGCGGCGAGGCGGAACGAAUCGGCUGCGUCCCAGUUCGAGGAGAUUCUUGCCAACGAAGCUGGGUGCCCCGAUUCUGCAGAGGACGUGUGCGCGUGCCUGACGGACAGCAGGUCGCAAGACUGCACGGCGGCUUUGGCGGCGUACACGCCUGAGAAUCCCGAUUCCCUUGCCGCGUUGUUGUCGACGGCUCCCAACGCGACCGCCAACGUGCAAGUCCGCAAAAUCCUUCGAGAGCAAGCCGGGUGCGCCGUUCCCCGGUCUGUGGCGCUUCCGACUGUUGGCAUUUGCGUCGAUGACCCAACUUCGGAGGACUGCGCCGCCGCAGUGGUGGCCCUUUUCGAUAGUCUCGGCUCAAGUGCUGCAGCUGACGAGGAAAUUGUGGAGCUGCUGUCAGGAUCUUUAGUCAAUGGCGUCCCGUGUCCUGUGAGGAAAGAUUGCCCCCCGCAGGUUAUAGCGGAACAGACGGAACAGACGGCGCCAGAUCAGAUGCAGCCAGAAGAGAAUGCGCCAGAGCCCCCCCAAGCGGCGUCUACAGCGUCCGUCGCACCGCCGGAGCCGCGGCAGAGGUACCUGCCCACGAUUGUGCGAACGCCCUUAAAGGACGAAGACGAAGCGCGGGACGUCGUGGAGGGAUGGGAGCGUGCGUGGCACGACAAAAUUGAGGAGAAGAUCAAGGACUACAAGCUGAUCAAGGUGUCGUGGUUCUCGUCCAUCAUUCCCGAAGAUGUAAUAGAGGACGCAGGCGAGGCCCAUGCGCCCUUGAUCCUCGGUGGCUACGCGCUGGUCCUGGUCUACAUGGUGUCCUACUUUCUGAUCGAGUUCGAAAACGGCAGGCCCGUGCUCUCCCAUCUGCCUCCGGGACCCCUCUCUGCAAUCCUGGCCUUGGCCGCCAUCAUCAUAGCGGUGUUCGGCACGUUUGGGAUCAUCGGCCUCGUUUCGAUGACGGACGUCAAGACCUCCCCAAUCACCCCCCAGGUCGUGCCGCUGCUGAUGGUGGGGCUCGGGAUCAAUGACUUCUUCGUGAUGGCGACGGCCUUCAGGGUUGCGCUCGGAACCGCCAAGUCCAGGUCCGUGGAGGACAUCAUGGCGGAGACAAUGGCGAAGGGAGGGGCCAGCAUCACCCUGUCGUCGCUGAGCAUCACCGCUGCCUUCGCGCUCGGGACGCUGAGCCCCGUUCCCGCAAUCGAGUGGUUCGGCGUCCACAUGGCGAUUGGCGUCGUGAUGGCGUACAUCACGUCGGCGACCACCAUUCCUUGCAUCAUUGCCUGGGACCUUCAGAGGCAUCUGAGCAGGAAGCCGAGUCUCGUUCAAGCUUCCGUUGAAGACGCGUCGCAGGACAGUCCAACCGACGGCGAAAAGGGUCGGGCAGCGGACGGUCCGUUUAAAACUGGUGCCAGUCUUAAACCCACCAGUGGGAUGCCUCAGACAGACAGUGGCUCAUUCUUGGGACGCUUUUUCCGGAGGGCGCUUGACAGCCCGGCGUACAAGGUAGCUGUACUGGUGGUUUACAUCGGUUGGCUGGCGCUUGGCGUGUGGGGAAUAACGAAGAUCGAGAGGGGGCUCACCGUCUCGGAGACCGUGCCCAAGGACAGCAACCCCGGCAGGUUCUUCUCCGCAUCGGAGGAGCACUUCAACACAUACCUCGUGUACCUGGUCUUCCGCGGCGAUCAGGAUUACGCGGACCUCGCCGUGUUCAACGAGUCCAAGCGGACGGAAUUCGAAUUUGUGACUAAGGCCCACAAUGCGGACCCGCUCUACGGGGUGGCAUCGGCCCUGGAUUACUACACAGACUAUGUUGACUCCAAAUUCUGCGCGGACGCGGUGUGCAUGGACGAGGUCGAGUGGUACUGGGACGGCUUUUACUCCGAGGAGUUCGCCAGUGUGCACGACAGAGUGCAGAACAAGUGCCUGAAUUUGAUACCAGGCCUGACGUGCGCCCAGCUGUGCCAGGUGAUCUGCCCGCAGGGGCCACCGGGGUCGCCGUACCGGUGCCGGCUGUCGGAGGAUGAGCAGGCGUGUUACUGCCCCUGGCGGCCCAAGGUCAGGUCGGACAUCUUCUAUGAGAGUCCUGAGGAUUCCCCGAUUGAGAGUUUCUGGACUGACUUCUUCAACAAGUCCCUGGGGGGUGCCGUGUCCCAGACCUUCGUGGACUUCGACGACAACGGGGUAGAGGGCUCCCAGUUCGGCGUCCCGCUGGGAAUGAGGACGUUCGCAUUCGUCGAGGACGUGCCUGCCGUCCCGGACAAGGUCAAGCACAUCCAAUCAGGCCGCGCGGCCGUGGACGCCACCGCCGUGAACGCAUUUGCCUUCGACUACGUGGUGUACGGAGUCGGCGAGCAGUACGAGAACAUCGCGAGGAACACCGCAAUCGCGCUUGCCAUCUCGGUGGCUGUUGCUGCCUUUGUCAUGAUGCCCCUGAUCAUACACUGGUUCGCGGCUGUCAUUGUGGCGGCGUGUGUGACUUCAGCAGUGGUGAUCGCCGCCGGGAUGGUUCACUGGAUCGGGCUGCGGCUGAACUACACGUCGUUUGUUGCCCUUAUCGUGUCGGUGGGCCUGUCCGUGGAGUUCUGCUCCCACAUCACGCGGCACUUCAUGCUGUCGGAGGGCGACAGGCCUCAGAGGGCGUUCGGCGCCGUCAAGGGGAUGGGUCUGGCCGUGCUCAACGGCGGCAUCACGACCCUGCUCAGCAUACUGCCCAUCGCGUUUUCCGAGUACCCCUACUUUAGGGAGUACUUCUUCGCGCAGUACUCUGUCAUGGUGGGCAUAGGCCUGUUUGUUGGGCUCAUCCUGCUGCCCGUGCUGCUUUCUACCGUGGGGCCGAGUGCGUUCACCUGGAGGCUGAUCGAAACGCCCAGGGCAGCCGAUAGUGCAGGCAAGUCGGCCAACAAGUCUGCGUUCUUGUUGCAAGUUUGA
Molecule: messenger RNA, 3879 nt
Organism: Ostreobium quekettii
Lineage: Eukaryota; Viridiplantae; Chlorophyta; Ulvophyceae; Bryopsidales; Ostreobiaceae
Source: the annotation of a GenBank genome assembly